Molecule: messenger RNA, 3576 nt
Organism: Lodderomyces orthopsilosis Co 90-125
Lineage: Eukaryota; Fungi; Ascomycota; Pichiomycetes; Serinales; Debaryomycetaceae
Gene: BUD2
Product: Bud2p
Exons: 1
Coding region: 1-3576 (1191 amino acids)
Biological process (GO): regulation of GTPase activity
Source: RefSeq, a predicted model, not a curated record
AUGUCACAUCAAUCAGCGUAUCACAGAGCAGUACUACGUGAUAAGGGUACUUUUGAAGGUAAGGAUUUCCUAGUCUCAACUGAUUCCAUAAGUUGGAUUAGGGUUGAUUCAUUAUCAAUCACUGAGCAUGGACAAUUGUACUCUUCUGAUGAACAAGCAAACCAUUAUUUACUAUUACAAUCGCUACAAUCAUGCCACAUACAAAUUAUGACAAAUGUUGGACAAUCAUCCACUUCUAAACAGCAGCAGCAGCAGCAACAACAACACUCACCACCCAGUAAACGAAGCUUGGUAGCCAAGCGUAACGGGCAUCAACAGAAUGAAACUUUGGAAGAUGAGCCACCUACUGUUUUUAUCAAGACGUUUGAUAAUGAUAAGUUGUACAUUAGGGUUGCAUCUAAAGCUAAUUUCGGUAAUUUAAUUAGUAGUUUGAUAGUGUGGCAAAAUUUAAAACCUCAAGGGUUGGCCAAAAAGUGGUAUAGUGAAAACAAGGUGGUCAAUCAAAUCGAUGUUCCACCUAAUGAGUUAUUGGUAUGUCGGUUUAAAAUAUAUGGGCCAUUGCCUAAUAAAUACAAGAAUUUGAAUAUAAUCAAUGGACCUCAAGCUCCCACAUAUCAACCGAAAAUUGAUGAUUUUGUCAUGAAUUCACAUAACGGUUCUGUUUUCCAACAAUCUGGUGAUAAUAAUAUUAAUGAAGGAUGGUUUUAUGCUAUGGGUGCAUUAAAUUCUAAUGGGAUACUAAAUAUAAUUAGUGAAUUGGAUGGAACUCUAUUGUAUUCAAUUGAUAUCAAGACAAUAUUGGCUAGUGAAAUACGAGAAGUGCACCAUUCCAUCUUCAAUAGCAGUAAUGUACUAUUUGUGGGACAAUUGAAAGAAUUACGGUACAAUAACACCAUAAGAACUACAACUACAUUAACUGCAGAUCAACUAUUGACAACGUUUUUAACUCGAGAAGGGAAAAUCAUCCCAAGUAAUCAUCGUAUUUUUAUUGAAUUCCCAUUACAUAUUGAUUUAGAAGAUUGGUUUGUUGGGCUAAACUAUUUUGCAAAACGGGAAUAUAUUGGUUCGUUUAACAAUGAAUCAAAAUUGGUUAUUGAAAAUAGGGAAAAUCCUCAAUUACGUGAUUUUAGUAAAGCACAUUUCAGAGUAUCAAAAAAGUUGACUAUUGAUAUAAUUGAAGCAAAAUUUGAAAAUAUAACCAAUAACAUUCACUCUACCACCACCACCACUACCACCACCAACAACAACAACAACAAAAGCUCCACCAAGAUUUAUGCUGAAGUACGAAUGUGGGGAUAUCCUUGGUCCAGAACUGCUAUUGUCAAUCAAUCAAAUAAUCCAUUUUGGAAGGAGGAGUUUCUGACUGAUUUACCGAUAUCUACUCAAAUGAUUCAUAUUUUGAUCAAAAGGUGUAAUCACGAUGCAUCUUACUCACCACAAGAUAAACUUAUCGGUACCAUUUAUGUAACUCCUGAUAUUCUCACUAAGCAAAUUAGAACAAGUUCAACAAUAAUGACUAGUGCAGGAUCAGUAAACAGUAUACAGGUUAAUUCAAUUCCACUACCAUCAAUAACAGACAACGCCAACAGUACCAAUCUUGAUAUCAUGCGAUUAACCAUUUACGAUCCAAAUAAUAUUCCCAUUGGGAAGCUUCUAAUUGAAGUUAAUUUAAAAGAACAUCAUAUCCUACCACCGCAAUAUUUCAAACCAAUGGAAAAAAUGUUGGUGAAUGCUCCUUGGAAAGAUUUGAUCAAGUUUUGUAAUGAAAAUGUCUCAUCAGCAGAAUUUGAAAGAAUUAGUGUGGUCUUAUUAGACAUUUUCCAAAGUUUAGGAGUUGAAGAUGAAUGGUUUAAGAAUCUAAUGGAAAGCGAAUUGGUUAAUUUAGAUAUGGCUUCAAGGAAAAGUUACCACAAGAGAAAUAGUCAAGAUAAAAAGGACACCGCAGGUUCCACAUCACUGAAUAAUGUAUUCAACACCUUGUUUCGAGGAUCAUCAAUUUUUUCCAAAUCAUUAGAAAAAUAUAAUUUACGAAUUGGUCAAGAAUACUUGGAAAAAGUGUUUGGGGAUUUCUUUGCCAAGAUUGAUGCUGAGGGUAAAAAUUGUGAAGUUGAUCCUCGAUAUGUGCGAGUUCAAGAACGAGCAUUGAGAAAAGAUCAUUCUACAAUUGAUGAUGCUGAUGAUUUUGAUGAUGAUAGUAGUGAUGGUGAAUAUGACUCUGAUUUGGAACGAGAAAAAGAUGAACGGGUGAAGCAAAUGGUUGAAGAAAAUUAUCAAAAUUUGUUGAGAUAUGCCGAAGAAAUUUGGCACAAGAUUUACAUCACUUCCAAUGAUUUGCCCGAUCAAAUAAAGACUCAAUUGAAGAAUUUCCGAAGUAAAGUUGAACUUGUUUGUGAACCUGAUGAUAAGACUACUAGUUUGAAUUGUGUUUCAGCCUUUUUGUUUCUUCGAUUCUUUUGUCCAGCUAUAUUGAAUCCCAAAUUAUUUUAUCUUGCCAAGAACCAUCAAACUGGAAGUACUCAACGUACAUUGACAUUGAUUGCCAAGAUUCUUCUCAAUUUAGCCAACAGACAAGAGUUCAGUGUUCAUAAAGAACCACACUUGAUCAAACUAAAUCCAUUUUUACGAUCACACAAGGAUGAGGUUAUAACCUAUUUCAAUCGAAUUACUGGUAGAAGCAAUGAUUUCAAUGAAAAGAUAUUGGACCUCAGUCACGAACUCAAGAGAAUUAAUCUUGGAUUAGAUCAAAGCUCAAAUGAACUUCCAAGUACUCCUUACCUAAUUGAUCAUUAUUUACGCUUGACCGAAUUGGCAAUAUUAAUAGCCAGUGCAGAAACUUCCUCCUCCACUAAUCAACUCAAACCUUCGGGCAGCAUUACUGGAGAUGCAGUAUCGAGUAAUUUUUCCAAUUCAGUUUCCGCUACACCACAAUUGGAAUUAAUUCAUCCCAACUUGGAUGAACUAGAUGAAGGUGAUGAAAAUAAAGAUGUAUACAAGAUUGGUGCAUUAGAAUUUGAACGCAAUGAUUUGCUCGACUUAGCAGGUGAAGAUAAUGCUGAUGGAUUUAUCCAUUCAUUGUGUAAAGACAAUGAACACAUUUUUUCAUUUAUUAAUGAAAACAUCACCUUCAAGGAUAUUCAAAAUCAAAGUCGCAAAUUGGCCAAGAAAGUUAAUGACUGGGAUACGUAUCUUGAAAAUUAUGAAUUCCCCAUGAAUUAUUAUUCAUCAAAUGAUUUGUUAUGGCAAGUUUUUGGUCAUUACAUAUUAAAGAAUACGUGGCUUGAUUCAAGAGGAUGUAUAUCUAGUUCAAGCUCAUUAGGAUUUUCACAAAAUACCAGUGGUGGAGGUUCCCUAUCAAUAUAUCGUCAACGAGGUGGAUACAAGAACUUGAUUGAUGAUCAUGCUAUGGCUAGUUUGAAAUUGAAAUUUGGCGAUGAACAAUAUUAUCGAUUGAAAUCGACUUCGUUAUCAAGCUUGAAUAGUACUGGUGGUGUUUUCAGUGGAAGUAGUAUUGGAAGUUCAGAACGAUCAUCAGGUAGUGAGAGUUUGAAAAAGAUAAAAAGUUGGUUUAAGAGGUGA